This is a messenger RNA of Vicia villosa (hairy vetch), 897 nucleotides long. RefSeq lists its product as uncharacterized. Gene Ontology annotation, molecular function: RNA binding. Bases 1 to 897 code for a protein of 298 amino acids. The record is from RefSeq and is a predicted model, not a curated record. The transcript has a single exon. Lineage: Eukaryota; Viridiplantae; Streptophyta; Magnoliopsida; Fabales; Fabaceae.
AUGAAGGAAUCUCGUUUUGCUGGUAGAGGGGGAGGGUGGAUGGAGGUCAGGAACAGAAGACCGUUUCAUAGUUGGAAACCUCGAUGGGAUACGUUUCCAUUUGGGGGGGAAAAUUUGAAUUUUAAGGGGAUGAAGGAGGAUCGCGUGACCUCUAUUUAUUUUUCUGAAAUCCCAGAUUUUUUUGUGGCUAAGGAGUUGUUCGAGUUAUUUGGAUGUAUUGGUAGGGUGGUUGAGGUUUCUAUUUCUCCAAGGAGGAAUAAUAUUGGGAAGAGGUUUGGUUUCGCGAGAUUUGCGGACGUGGAAGAUGAGAGGUUGUUGGCUGUGCGGGUGGAUAAUGUGAUCAUUGAUGGUAAGAAAAUUCAUGCUAAUUUGCCUCGGUUUCAGAGGCAGGCGGCUGCUAGAGGGUCAAUUGGUAGGGAGAAAUUUGAGGUUCCGGUGAAUCGUUUCGAAGGAAGGAAGGCGACAUGGAGGGAUAAACGGAGCUUUGCCGAGGUAGUCAACAAGGAUAGGGAAACCGGUGGGAGAAAGUCAGAAGACCAAGGCUUGAGUUUCUGUUAUAAGUCGAAGGAAGAAAUUAGGGAGAGGCUUAACAAAGCAUAUGUAGGUAAGGUUAUUGUUUCGGGAUCGGCUUACAAUAUUCAGACUCACUUCGAGAUGGAAGGCUUUUUCGCGAUCAAAGUUUCUCCCAUGGGAGGUAACUUGUGUUUGUUGGAGGAGAUGGAGGACGGUUAUAUUGAAGAUCUUAUUGGUGAAGGCGAGACGUGGUGGAGGACUUGGUUUUCAGAGAUAAAGAAAUGGGAGGAAGAUAGGGUUGACGAUAGUAGAGUGGCGUGGAUACGUAUCUACGGAAUACCGCCUCAUGCUUGGAACGAUGGGUUCUUUCGUGUGCGUAGAUGA